Messenger RNA from Knipowitschia caucasica, 1038 nucleotides. The record is from the annotation of a GenBank genome assembly. NCBI's taxonomy places the organism in Eukaryota, Metazoa, Chordata, Actinopteri, Gobiiformes, Gobiidae.
AUGAACUCACAAGUCAGCAUUACUAGUGAUCUGCGUAUUGCUGCGAGCGGGAUCUGCAACCGGGUGUGCUCCCUGGAGAGGGAGCGCAAUGAGCGGGCCUGGCCCGCUAACGUGGAUGUAGCAGCUGUCACGACGCAAGCUAUGCCUCUUGUGUCUGCUGUGAAAGAGGUCCUGACCCAUGGGGAGAAAAGUGCAGCGGAGACAGCGACUCCGACAGUACCGGCCCCGGAGGUGUAUGCAGGGACCGCUGCGGAGAGGAGUUUACGGGGGCAGCAGUCGCCAAAGUGGACUGGUACACUUUGGCGGCGGAAAUUUAGCAGGAGGAUCCCUCAGCUAAAGUUGCUAAAGUGUCAAAUCACCAAUAUGGCUUCAGCACAGUCCAUGUUAGUCCUGGCAGUGCAUAUUCUGCUGGUUUCAGAAUUCAUCCUGGCCAAAAGGGACUACUACGACAUUCUGGGGGUGCCCAAAGAUGCCACUGAGCGUCAGAUCAAGAAGGCCUUCCAUAAACUGGCCCUGAAGUACCAUCCGGACAGGAAUAAGGGCCCAGACGCUGAAUCAAAGUUCAGAGAAAUUGCAGAAGCUUAUGAGACUUUAUCAGACGACAAGAGGAGGCGGGAGUAUGACCAAGUCGGCUCAUCGGGGCAGGACUUCAGAGGUGGAGCCAGUGGAGGCCACAAUGACUAUAACUUUAAACAGCACUUCCAGUCCUUCAACUUUAACUUUGAUGAUCUUUUCAAAGACUCUGACAUGUUUGGUCACCAACAAUUUCACCAUAACUUGCACUCCAACUCCCAAGCACACCAAAGGCGGCACUUCACCAGCCACUUCCAGACCCACCAGGAGGCCAUGAAGCAGAAUAAGAAGUCUUUUGGAGGGGGAAUGUUUGACCACAUGUUUGAGGACUUGGAGAAGAUGUUCACGUUUAAUCCCCACAGUAGUAGGACUGAGGGUGGCUUCCAGCGCUCGGGCAAACAUCACUGCCGGACAGUGACUCAGCGCAGAGGCAACAUGGUGACUACCUUCACAGACUGCUCCUAA